CAUCGCUAAGGAGCUACAAGAUCCAGGCAUCUAGCAGCAUAUACUCUCACUGUCAGCAUGGGCGGCACCCCAGCCAUAACCACCAUGGUGAGUCCCCGUAAGCCCGUGGUGCUCUACCCGUCCCCGGGCAUGGGGCACCUGGUCUCCAUGAUCGAGCUCGGCAAGCUCUUCACGGCUCGCGGACUACUCGUCACCAUCGUGGUCAUCGAUCCGCCCAACAACACGAGCGCCACGGGGCCCUUCCUCGCCGGCGUCUCCGCGACCAACCCGUCCAUCUCUUUCCACCGUCUGCCGCAGGUCAAGCUCGCGGAGGCCGAGCUCCCCGAGAUGAUAACCUUCCACCUCGCCCGCCUCUCCAACCCGCACCUCCGUGACUACCUCGCUCGCACCUCGCCGGCCAUCCUCGUGGUCGACUUCUUCUGCAGCGCCGCCAUGGACGUCGCCGCAGAGCUUGACAUUCCCGCCUACUUCUUCUGCACCUCUGGCGCCCAGGUCCUGGCUUUCUUCAUGCAUCUCACGGCCCUGCACCGCGAAAGCACGGCGAGCUUCCGGGAGAUGGGCGAAGAACUCGUGCAUGCGCCAGGAAUCACCCCGUUCCCAGCGUCGCACUCCAUCCAGCCGCUCAUGGACCGUCACGGCCCGGCCUACAAGGAACUCCUGGAUGUGAGCGCCAAGCUUUUUCGGUCCCAGGGCAUCAUCGUCAACACAUUCCGCUCGCUCGAGCCGCGCGCCUUCGACACGAUCGUCGCCGGACUCUGCACACCACCCGGUCUCUCGACGCCUCCAAUCUACUGUAUCGGGCCACUGAUCAAGUCGGAAGAGGUGGGCGUGAAGCGCGGCGACGAGUGCCUUGCGUGGUUGGACACGCAGCCCAAAGCAAGCGUGGUGUUCCUCUGCUUCGGCAGCCUCGGACGUUUCAGCGCCAAACAGACCAGGGAGGUGGCGGCCGGGCUGGAGGCCAGCGGCCAGAGGUUCCUGUGGGUCGUGCGGAGCCCGCCCAGCGAGAAAGACUCGGCGAAGACCAAGUUCGAGAAGCCAGCGGAGCCGGACUUCGACGCGCUCCUCCCCAAGGGUUUCCUGGACCGGACCAAGGGCAGGGGGCUCGUCGUCAAGUCGUGGGCGCCGCAGCGCGACGUGCUGGCGCACGACGCGGUGGGAUGCUUCGUGACACACUGCGGCUGGAACUCGGUGCUCGAGUCGAUCAUGGCGGGCGUGCCAAUGCUGGCGUGGCCGCUCUACGCGGAGCAGAAGAUGAACGUGGUGUUCUUGGAGCAGGAGAUGAGGCUGGCCGUCGCGAUGAAAGGGUACGACAAGGAGCUCGUGGAGGCCAAGGAGGUUGCCGCGAAGGUCAGGUGGGUGAUGGACUCGGAGGGCGGGAGGGUGCUCCGGGAGCGCACUCUGGCGGCGAUGCGGCAGGCCAACGACGCUCUGCGCGAGGGAGGGGAGUCAGAGGCAACGUUGGCGGGCCUGGUGGAUGCAUGGGUUCAUGCUUGAGAUGAACCGAAAUGGGUAUACUCACUUGUGCAGGACAGACGAGAGAUGUCUAUUAUUGCAACAUCGUCUAGCCACCAUGAGCAACCUGUCGUUGCCAUCGGACACCGACAACGA
This is a messenger RNA of Lolium rigidum, 1608 nucleotides long. RefSeq names its product anthocyanidin 5,3-O-glucosyltransferase-like. The transcript has a single exon. The coding region runs from base 58 to 1494 and encodes 478 amino acids. The record is from RefSeq and is a predicted model, not a curated record. NCBI's taxonomy places the organism in Eukaryota, Viridiplantae, Streptophyta, Magnoliopsida, Poales, Poaceae. Gene Ontology annotation, molecular function: UDP-glycosyltransferase activity.